Molecule: messenger RNA, 2604 nt
Organism: Arabidopsis lyrata subsp. lyrata
Lineage: Eukaryota; Viridiplantae; Streptophyta; Magnoliopsida; Brassicales; Brassicaceae
Product: mechanosensitive ion channel protein 10
Exons: 6
Coding region: 243-2528 (761 amino acids)
Biological process (GO): detection of mechanical stimulus; monoatomic anion transport; transmembrane transport
Cellular component (GO): plasma membrane
Molecular function (GO): mechanosensitive monoatomic ion channel activity
Source: RefSeq, a predicted model, not a curated record
UUUCUUUUAUUUCCUCUUUCCAUGUUUUGUUUUCUAUAUAUUUGGCUUUAGGUUGUUGUUGGCUUCAGGGUUUAAGCCAUUUUUCUCAGGCACUUUUUCCCCACCGCCUCUGUUUUUAAGCUGCUACUGGUCUUCUUCUUCUUAUUCAAGAAUGAGCUGAUACUCACAGAAGAAGAAGUUUUCUUUGGAUUUUCACUACUGGUAAAGCCAUUGUUGUGAAAUUGGACGCUAGUAGCAUUGAAAUGGCAGAACAAAAGAGUAGUAACGGAGGAGGAGGAGAAGUUGUUAUCAAUGUUUCAGGAGAGGAAGCAUCAAAGCGUUCCAUGGAAAUGGCUUCACCAGAGUCUGAGAAAGGAGUGCCCAUCAGUAAAAGCCCUUCUCCUGAAAUCUCUAAGCUUGUUGGUAGUCCUAACAAGCCUCCUAGAGCUCCAAAUCGGAACAAUGAGGGUUUAACUCAGAGGAAAUCUUUUGCAAGGUCGGUUUACUCAAAACCCAAGUCCCGGUUUGUGGAUCCAUCUUGUCCUGUAGACACAACUGUUCUAGAGGAGGAAGUUAGGGAGCAACUUGGUACUGGUUUUUCUUUUAGUAGAUCUUCUCCGAAUAACAAAUCGAAUAGGAGUGUCGGGUCAACAGCACCGUUAACUCCAAGUAAAGCCGUUGUGGAGAAAGAUGAAGAUGAGGAAAUCUACAAGAAGGUUAAGCUGAACAAAGAGAUGCGCAGUAAGAUAAGUACAUUGGCUUUGAUAGAGUCAGCUUUCUUUGUGGUGAUUUUGAGCGCUUUGGUUGCGAGUUUAACCAUUAAUGUCCUGAAAAAUCACACCAUCUGGGGACUAGAAGUCUGGAAAUGGUGUGUGCUUGUCAUGGUUAUAUUCAGUGGAAUGUUGGUGACCAAUUGGUUCAUGCGUUUGGUUGUGUUCCUCAUAGAAACAAACUUCCUUUUGAGGAGAAAAGUGCUCUACUUUGUGCACGGCUUGAAGAAGAGCGUCCAAGUCUUCAUAUGGCUCUGCUUGAUUCUUGUUGCUUGGAUAUUGUUGUUCAACCGCGAUGUGAAACGGUCCCAGGCAGCUACAAAAAUCCUCAACGUCAUAACCAGGACUCUUAUUUCCGUUCUUACGGGGUCAUUCCUUUGGCUGGUGAAAACAUUGUUGUUGAAAAUCCUUGCAGCAAAUUUCAACGUCAAUAACUUUUUCGACAGGAUUCAAGAUUCUGUUUUCCACCAGUAUGUUCUACAAACGCUCUCGGGUCCUCCACUUAUCGAAGAGGCAGAAAGGGUUGGGCGUGAGCCAAGCACCGGCCAUUUGAGUUUUGCUAGUGUAGUGAAAAAAGGAACGGUUAAAGAAAAGAAAGUGAUUGAUAUGGGGAAAGUUCAUAAGAUGAAGCGAGAGAAAGUUUCUGCUUGGACAAUGCGGGUUUUGGUAGAAGCUGUUAGAACUUCAGGUCUCUCUACAAUCUCUGACACAUUGGACGAAACAACAUACGGUGAGGGGAAAGAGCAAGCUGAUAGAGAAAUUACUAGUGAGAUGGAGGCUUUGGCUGCUGCUUACCAUGUAUUCAGGAAUGUUGCUCAGCCUUUCUUCAAUUACAUAGAGGAAGAGGACUUACUUAGGUUCAUGAUUAAGGAAGAGGUUGAUCUUGUGUUCCCAUUGUUUGAUGGUGCUGCCGAGACCGGGAAAAUCACAAGAAAAGCUUUCACAGAAUGGGUGGUUAAAGUGUACACGAGCCGGAGAGCUUUAGCGCAUUCGUUAAAUGACACAAAAACAGCGGUUAAGCAGUUAAACAAACUUGUGACAGCAAUCUUGGUUGUGAUUACCGUUGUCAUUUGGCUACUGCUUCUAGAAUUAGCAACGACUAAGGUUUUGUUGUUCUUCUCUACCCAACUCGUGGCUCUGGCUUUUAUAAUCGGAAGCACAUGCAAAAAUCUCUUUGAAUCAAUUGUGUUUGUCUUCGUUAUGCAUCCUUAUGAUGUAGGUGAUCGAUGUGUUGUCGACGGUGUAGUGGUAAACUUCAACACCAAAGAUCCUUUAAACUCGUAUAUUAUAUUUUUUUUAUAUUCUAUACAAACACAUUCUUGCGGGGGUUUUCAGAUGCUGGUUGAAGAAAUGAAUCUGUUAACGACGGUGUUCUUGAAGCUAAACAACGAGAAAGUGUAUUAUCCGAACGCUGUUUUGGCCACAAAACCCAUAAGCAAUUACUUCAGAAGUCCGGAUAUGGGAGAAACAGUGGAAUUCUCUAUCUCAUUCUCGACACCAGUCUCCAAGAUCGCACAUCUCAAAGAAAGAAUCGCCGAGUACUUGGAGCAAAACCCGCAGCAUUGGGCACCGGUUCACACGGUGGUGGUGAAGGAGAUAGAGAACAUGAACAAGCUGAAGAUGGCCCUAUACAGUGACCACACCAUCACGUUUCAGGAAAACAGAGAGAGGAAUCUCAGAAGAACCGAACUUGUUUUGAACAUUAAGAGAAUCUUGGAGGACCUUCACAUCGACUACACUCUCCUUCCUCAAGAAGUUAAUCUCACCAAGAAGAAUUGAAAACCAAUUUAUAACCGGUUUGGUGUUUUUUCUAAACCGUUACUUUAAGAUUUUAUUACCAAACUUUGCGGUACUG